CCCGCGGCGCGCGUGUGUGUGUGUGUGAUGAUAUUGUAUAUCUCACUAGAAACUCUUAAUCAUUAUUUGAAUUUCUCUUUCAUAUUUGCAUAGUGUGUGUGGGACGGAGUCGACCGCCGGCGUUUGCGCUCUGUGCCUCCUCCUAUUAGUCCGAUCCCCGCCACUUGACCGGUUGGCUGGAACUUUAUGAACAUUCGGCGCAGACUGUCUGAUGAUCUACCCACUGCAGUGGGCCGGCUGGAGACUACGCGUCGAAGGGGGAGAGCGCAAAGCGCCCCACUAACCCCCCUCUCCGCUGACAUCCCUAGACCUCCCCGAAGGGAGGCUUUCCAGAAUAUCCCAAGGCAUCCGCACCCUCUGCCACCGUGAGGUAAAUUGGAAAAUCCAAGGGUCUAACCGUUACGCUAGGUUCACAAG
Messenger RNA from Ceraceosorus guamensis, 417 nucleotides. RefSeq lists its product as hypothetical. The record is from RefSeq and is a predicted model, not a curated record. The transcript has a single exon. Lineage: Eukaryota; Fungi; Basidiomycota; Exobasidiomycetes; Ceraceosorales; Ceraceosoraceae. The coding region runs from base 187 to 369 and encodes 60 amino acids.